AUCAGUGUCGGACACGUAGUGGGGGAGAGAGAGCAGGUCCCGAUGCACAAGUCGCGGCAACCGUCGGCGGAGAUGAAGCCGGACUCCGACUGGCUCUGAUUCUUACAAGCGCUUCUCUCACAGGAGGUCGGUUGCCAGCGGUUAUCAAUAUGGCAGAGCCCUUAUCCCGAGCACCCACCGCUGCAAAAAUGGCGUCACUGGACCGGGUCCGAGCUCUGGCGAUGCUUUUCUUAACUGUCACUUGCUGCUGCGUGGCCCCGGCAAGUGGCAAGGAGAGCUCCGAGGAGACCGUCAUCAUUGGACUGCGACUGGAGGACACGGACGACGUGUCCUACAUGGAUAGGGGCUACCUGCGGGUGAGCGAGCGCUCUCGGGUUAAAUUAAGGGUGUACGGGCAGAACAUCAACAACGAGACGUGGUCCAAGAUCGCCUUCACCGAGCACGAGCGGAGUCGGGCGCUGGGGAGCCUUGACAGCUCCUCGGGGGACAACCAGAGCCAGGAGGAGUCGCCUGGCUUGCAUCCCUGUGGUAUUCGGACUUCGGAUAUUAUCAUAUUCCCCAACAUCAGCUUGAACCGAAAGACGUCUGGAAUAGUGGAAAUCGAGGUCAAGCCCCUGCGGAAGACGGAGCGGAGCAAAGCGUAUUACCUCUGCAUCGCCACCUCUGCACCGGCUGCGGCCGGGCUGCACGACCCCUGGACGGAGAACACCUGGAUCUACCACGACGGGGAGGACACCCAGGUGAUCGUGGUGGAGGAGAAGAAGUUUCUGCUGCCUUUCUGGCUGCAGGUCAUAUUCAUUUCCAUGCUGCUGUGCUUGUCAGGCAUGUUCAGUGGUUUGAACCUGGGGCUGAUGGCUCUGGACCCCAUGGAGCUUCAGAUAGUCCAGAACUGCGGCACCGAGAGGGAGAAAAACUAUGCCAAGAAGAUUGAACCCGUCAGGAGUCAAGGGAAUUACUUACUUUGUUCGCUCUUACUGGGAAAUGUUUUGGUGAAUACCACGCUGACCAUCCUGCUGGAUGACAUUGCAGGUUCUGGCCUGAUCGCUGUGGUCAUGUCCACCAUUGGAAUAGUGAUUUUUGGGGAAAUUGUUCCUCAGGCCAUCUGCUCCAGACAUGGCCUGGCUGUAGGUGCCAACACUAUAUUCCUGACAAAGUUCUUCAUGCUGCUCACCUUCCCGGCCUCCUACCCGGUGAGCAAGCUGCUGGACUACCUGCUGGGCCAAGAGAUCGGAACCGUCUAUAACAGGGAGAAGCUGCUGGAGAUGCUGCGGGUCACGGAUCCUUACAACGACCUGGUGAAGGAAGAGCUGAAUAUCAUCCAGGGAGCACUGGAGCUCAGGACUAAGACAGUGGAGGACGUGAUGACCCCCCUGAGGGAUUGCUUCAUGAUACCCGGGGAUGCCACGUUGGACUUCAACACCAUGUCAGAGAUCAUGAAGAGCGGCUACACCCGCAUCCCAGUCUUCCAGGGGGAGAGGUCCAACAUCGUCGACCUGCUUUUUGUCAAGGACCUGGCUUUUGUGGACCCGGACGAUUGUACGCCACUCAAAACCAUCACUAAGUUUUACAGCCACCCUCUUCACUUUGUCUUCAAUGACACCAAGCUGGAUGCCAUGCUGGAGGAGUUUAAGAAAGGUAAAUCCCACCUGGCCAUAGUGCAGAGGGUGAACAACGAGGGCGAGGGAGACCCCUUCUACGAGGUUCUGGGGAUCGUCACCCUGGAGGAUGUUAUUGAGGAGAUCAUCAAGUCAGAGAUCCUGGAUGAGACAGACUUGUACACUGACAACAAGACCAAGAAGAAAAUCACCCAUCGGGAGAGGAAGCAGGAUUUCUCGGCCUUCAAGCUGACUGACAAUGAAAUGAAGGUUAAAAUAUCACCUCAGCUUCUGCUGGCUACCCUGCGUUUCCUAGCAACAGAGGUGGACCCUUUCUCACCCGUGCAAAUGUCUGAAAAGAUUCUGCUGCGCUUGCUGAAGCACCCCAACGUGAUCCAGGAGAUGAAGUACGACGAGAAGAACAAGCGAGCAGCGGAGCACUACCUCUUCCACAGGAACAAGCCUGUGGAUUAUUUCAUCCUCAUCCUGCAGGGGCAGGUGGAGGUGGAGGCUGGAAAAGAGGGGAUGAAGUUUCAAGCAGGACCUUUUUCCUUCUACGGGACAAUGGCUCUGACCACAUCUCCAGCAUUAGUGUCGGUCAAGCCUCGUUGCCAUGCCAACACAUACAGGUAUGUACUGUGGUUUCCUCUGGCAGAGAACAAGUCUCCUCCACGACCGUUUGGACUCAACCACUCGGACUCUCUGAACCGCAGCGACCGGAUCGACGCCAUCACGCCGACUCUGGGCAGCAGCAACAACCAGCUCAACUCCUUCCUGCAGAUCUACGUGCCAGACUACUCGGUCCGGGCGCGCUCAGACCUGCAGUUCAUCAAGGUCACGCGGCAGCAGUACCAGAACGCGGUGAUGGCGUCGCGGAUGGACAAGACGCCACAGUCCACCGACAGCGAGUUCACCAAGAUCGAGCUCACCCUGACCGAACUUCAGGACGCGGUGGACACGGCCGCCGUGAGCGCCGCCGCCCUCCACACCAGCAGCACGCCCACCGUCACCGUGGCCAUGGCCAACGAGACCUGCCACCUGCUCAACCAGCAGCAGAACUGUGUGGGUCUCAGUCGGAGCAACCACAGCGACGGGCCCAUCUAGCGUCCCCAGCUGGGCGCGGUGGAGACCCACCGCCUUCACCCUGUCUCGCAGACAUACCACGCUCGUGUAGUUGGAGAUGAGGGAAGCGCGGAGGCAGGCGGAGCCAAGGUCAGUGCCCCCCAUCAGCGAGUCAAUACACCCUUUCAUAAAGGGGAGGAUACGUGCUGGAGCGCCCCCUCCUGGACGCUCUCCGGCUCCCGGCUCAACACAGGCUGCGCCCGACGGAGCUUCUCAAUGGGACAAUCUGACACUUUACUGGGCGGUGACUCGGACUCGGAGGACUGGAGCGCAUGAAGACCACCCCCUCUCCCCUCCUCCCCAGACGUACACAUUCACACGACUGCAAGCAUCUCCUCCUCAGGCCAAAGACCUUGGUCCCCCUGUUGUUACACUGGACGCUCACUCAUGUUCUCACUUCACUCCAACCUGUGCAACUUUCAGGGAAACUCAUUGGACUACGAUCCGGUCGGCGAGGACUCCAACCCAAACGUCACAGACUCUGCACCAAAAACCGCAUCGAAAGAAACCGCAUCACCACGAACCAAGAAUGUUUCCUGUAUUUAUUUAUUUUAUAAUAUUGUAUGUAUAUACAUAUAUAUAUAAAUAUAUAUAUAUAUGUACGCGUGGAGACGUGGCACGAGUGGCAUGGGAGCGUGCCGCCGCCGCCACAUCAGCAAGGACAUGCUACAUAUAUGUAGAGCUACUGGUGUACAUGAGCAGGUGGAGGUUUUACAGAAACACUAUGUAUAUUUUUACUACGAUCCUACAUCGGGCCGACGGUAGACCUUUAUCUUUUUCACCUUUAAAAAAAAAAGAAGAAAAAAAAAAAUCACACGAUUGCCUUUACGAGAAAUCACAUUAAUUAUUUUUAACAAAGUGCAAUGAACCACACUUUAUUUAAGAGAUGAUUAUGACAUUUAAAAAAAAAUCACGUUAUUGUAAAUUGACAGAGAUAUUUGUUUGUUUGUGUAUUUGUUUUUAUUUGGAAAAUGCAAUGCUGCACCCCAAACUAAAUCGCCAGCCCCCCCCCCCCCCCCCCCCUCGCCACACGUGUCUUCUUCAUCACCUGGUCGCCGAGGGAGACGCUCGAGGAAAGUGCCGACUCAGCAUCUGUACACACGCCGUACAGUUGUCCGUCUCCUGCUCUGUUUGUUCGUUGUUAGUUUUAAUCGAACUUGAUAAUUGCACAGUAUUAAUGACCUCAUCUAAAAUGUUGAGCAUCAACGUCACAAAAAGCAACCUCGACAUUAAACAUGUCCAUGAAUGAUACGACUGUGUGUGAGAGAGAGUCUGGAGCUGAAACAUGCUGCACAUUCAACAACUUCACAUACAUGUUUAGACUGUGAAGUUCAACUGACCUAUAUAUAUUAUAUAUAUAUAUAUAUAUAUAUAUAUUUCAGCUGAAACUGACCUUUUUAAAUUACAGGAAAGGUUCUCACCCUGGUGUGAAGAACGAGUCUUUCACAUCAACAGUCUCGAGUCUUUGAUAUGACUCAUCGACCUUUUCACUCGACCUGUGUUUUGUCUCUCAUCAUUUUGACUCACUUAGUGAAACAAUCCCUUCUGCUUAACAUGAAUAGUCACUCAUUCGUCGAACAAAGUGAAAGCAUAACUUAAAAAAAAAGUAAUAUUCAUUGUAAAAAAGAGAGAUUCGAAAUGAUGAGAACAUAAAAGUAAAGUGAAUCUAUAAGAAAAUCAUUCAAAGACAUGUAAAGAGAGGUAAACGUUUGGGUCACGAGUGAAAGAAUCGUAAUUUGAAAUAUUGAGCUGCGGCUUGGUUUCUGGAACCAGUGCGAACCGUUUGAAAGAACGUUUUCGCCGAACAGCAACACGCAGACUUUCCCGUCCGACUUGCAUCCGGAGGCCCACAGAGCAGGAAAAAUAAUCUGACUACAAAAAUACAGCAGUCGGCGAGACUGGCCGCUGCCCGGCGCUCACCUCACCUCGGAGUAUUUACAGAAGCACCACUUCAGUGUUGUCAUGGCGACUGAGACCAUCCCAGUGCUUUGCUUGUUGUUGCCUGGCAACGGAAAAUCCACAAUCCCAAGAACUUGAAACACAAAUCAACCCAAACAGUGAACGUUGAUCCCUCGCUGCCUCACGAACGGGAAGGAAUUAGUUGGUGUGGAUUAUAAUCUGAAGCGACCGAAUCACUUUAAAGGAAAGGGAAGUCAAAUCGAUGGACAGCAUCUCAACGUUCACAGUCUGACACUGGUCCUCUCUACUCCCCAGUGUGUGUGUGUGUGCUCGCAGUGUCAAACACACACACACUGGAGUCUUUUCCUCACAGAGAUUAUCAUCCAGCUCUGACUUGGAAACACAGUGAGGGGUGAAGACAGGCUUCGCUCCCUUUGUAAUGUGCGGUUUACUCCUCCUCCUCCUCCUCCUCCUCCUCCUCCUCCUCUUCCUCCUCCUCGUCGUCGUCCUCGUCGUGGCAGUGCGUGAUCUCCUGUGGAGUCUGGGGGAACAUGUUGGGGGCUUUGCCCUCGCUCUCAG
This is a messenger RNA of Synchiropus splendidus (mandarinfish), 5195 nucleotides long. Its product is annotated as metal transporter CNNM2-like. Gene Ontology annotation, biological process: transport; magnesium ion homeostasis. Gene Ontology annotation, molecular function: magnesium ion transmembrane transporter activity. Lineage: Eukaryota; Metazoa; Chordata; Actinopteri; Syngnathiformes; Callionymidae. The record is from RefSeq and is a predicted model, not a curated record. The transcript is spliced from 9 exons. Gene Ontology annotation, cellular component: plasma membrane. Bases 150 to 2699 code for a protein of 849 amino acids.